UCUUCCGCACAGGAAUUCCAUUGAUGCUUCCCUUGAGUUGUAAUAAAUCUUGGCUUCUCUAACAUUGUUUCAAAGCAACAGAAAUCUCUAAUCCUCAGAAAUAAUGAGUGAAACAGCUCGUUCUUGCUGGUUUUUCGUCUUCUUCUCCCUCAGUCUUCUCUUUAUCUGUUCAGGUUUAGGGACAGCAAAAUUAUUAACAGAUGAACAACAGCAAGAAAUCUUCUCAAGAUCUGACUUUACUCAAUUAGAUGAUGUUCCAGUAGUGAACCCUACAACUCCAGGAACAGAUAAUCCAUACCCUACAGUGAACCCAACAACUCCUCAAGCACCAGACACAUCAGGGCAAACCCCCACAAUUCCUCAAACACCAGACACAACAGGGCAGACUCCACCAACAGUCCCAAACACAAACCCUAACCCUAACCCUAACCCUCCUGCAACAUCAGGAGGGGGCCAAUGGUGUGUUGCAAGCCAGGGAGCUUCAGAAACAGCUCUGCAGGUGGCUCUUGAUUAUGCUUGUGGCUAUGGAGGAGCAGAUUGUUCAGCAAUCCAACCAGGAGCAAGCUGUUAUAACCCUAACACUGUUAAGGACCAUGCUUCUUAUGCUUUCAAUGAUUACUACCAAAAGAAUCCUGCUCCUACAAGCUGUGUGUUUGGAGGAACUGCAACACUCACCAGCACUGACCCAAGUAAUGGGAACUGCCACUAUGCAACACCCAAAGCACAAAGCAUUAGUCCACCAACCUAUGUAAGCCCACCAAGUCCACCAAGUCCUAUUAUGACUCCAACAACUCCGAUGACUCCAACCACGACGAUGCCUGGUGGUGAAUCAACAGACCUUGGUUUGGAACCAACAGAAAGCCCUAACUCAGCUGCAUCUAUUUCUUCUUCCUUGCUUUUGUUCAUCACAUGUGCCAUCUGGACUUUCCUCAUGGUGCCAAAUCACACUUAGAUGAAAAAAAGAUUCAAUUUUUCUCCAUGGUAUCCUCUGCAACUCGCUCAUUAGCCAAUUUUUCUUCAUGGGAAGCAGAGAAUCACAUCAACAGUGCCGUAUUUGUUAUCGAAGAAUUCUUAAUUGGACUCAAUCUAUCGAAGACGAAUGGAUUAAAUCAGCUAUGAAUAGAGAGAAAUUUAUGCAUGUCAACAUUGGUUCAGACUGAAAAGUCGUGUCUGACAUGCUUAUAUGUCUCUUUUUGUUUAAUUGGUGUAUGUCUUUUUUGAUAUGUUAGGUCUAGCUAAGACUCUUUCUUCGUUAUUUGAAGUCAUGCUGUCAAAACUGAUGCUAUUUUUCAUCGUUCAGUACGCUUUAGUUGAUCAUUAAGCAAACGAAAGUUAUAGAAUAAAAAAGAUCACUAGGUUGUUUGAGACAAUUUUCAGCAGUAUUAGCACAAUAAAUUACUGGAUAAUCCUCUUCCAUUUA
Messenger RNA from Prosopis cineraria, 1420 nucleotides. Its product is annotated as PLASMODESMATA CALLOSE-BINDING PROTEIN 2-like. Lineage: Eukaryota; Viridiplantae; Streptophyta; Magnoliopsida; Fabales; Fabaceae. The coding region runs from base 104 to 952 and encodes 282 amino acids. The transcript has 4 exons. The record is from RefSeq and is a predicted model, not a curated record.